AUGUCCAUGUUUCGUUCAGCCGCAGAGAUGUCGCCCUCCGACCCAGACUCGAGUUCUGACGAAGGGGCCCCCGUCGACAAUGACAACUAUAUGGCCACUGACGACGCCGGUCCCUCUAGUUCUCAUCGGCAACAGGUCAAUGAGCCCGAUAUAGACCUUGAAAAUCUACUACUCGAAGAAGAAGAACAAGCCUCUCUGGGCAAUAGUGGUACCCUUGGCGGUGCUUUGGAUACUGAUGCUGAUGGGCAUGCAGCAGUGAUGACGGCUGCUUUGCUUGAGUUCUUCUGUCACACUCGUGCUAUGGAUUUCUUGAAUUCGAAACCCAAAUCAUUGGGUCGAUACACGCGCGAGUCACCCGAAGUUCAGAAACUCGCUAAACGAAUGUAUCAGUACAAGUCUCAAUUUCUGUCCAAGCAUGGCAUCAUAGCUGGAGGCAUUGAUACCGACGACUGGGAGUGGGUUCGUAAGCAAUACCGUGACAAUCUUGAUGUAAUUGGGAAAGCAUCCGUCGACGGAAUGAGUAGAAUCGGCACGCCUACCAUCCCUGAGAGUCGACCACCAUCUCGUGGACCCUUCGGCAGUCCCCAGCGCAUGUCCGCAAGUGUCACGUCACUUGUGCAAACUUCCAAAAAUGUACCUCCGUCAUUGGUGCGCACACCUUCGCACGACAACGCCUGGGACUUGCAAAAACUCAACCAGCAUCCCCAUUCUCAAGGCUUUGUUCAUUUUAACAACUUACUACGCUCCCCGCAGCAAAGUGAGCCCACGGCGGUGAAGAAUUCUCGGGCUAGCUCGGUUUCAGAUCGUGUGUCAAGGUACGCUUUCGAGUUCGUGGAGGUGAAACUACUGGGUCGAGGGUCUUUUGGUCAGGUUUUUGAGGCCAAGCAUCAUGUCGACGGUCAAAAUUACGCAGUGAAAAAAAUCCCCCUGAGUAAGAAGCGUCUAGAGAUGCUACAGCAAGAAGGCGUGCAUCACUUGGAGCAUAUUUUGAAAGAGAUUCGGACUUUAGCUCGUUUGGACCACAAAAAUGUUGUCCGUUACUUUGGCGCAUGGGUCGAAGAAAAUCAAGUACUCAUAGACACCGAAUCGGAGACGGAGAUCAGAAUUGAAUCUAUACAGGAGGACCCCGCCGAGGAGGACCAAAGUUUUGGUAUUGUCUUUGGCCUCUCCAGCAACGGAGGGGAGGACGAUUCAAAGUCAGGCUCGACACCAAAACACACGGCAUCAGAGUCAGGUUCCCACAACCACCUUACGAAUGACUCGUCUCAAAAUAUUGCUGUCAGCAAUGGAGAGGAGGACGAUGAUGUUGAGUCUGUUCAGCGCAAUUUCAGUCUCCCCGAACAUGGAGGCUUCUCUCACGACCAUAAUUCGACAUGGGACGGGACAGAUACAAACAUCUUCACAAGGGACGACAGUGAGGACGUAUCUAACAUGAAACUCUCACUCCGAGACGACCCACAGGACCAGACAGUCAUCCUCCAUAUUCAAAUGUCCUUGCACCCUCUUACUCUAAGCAAAUAUCUAAGUCCACAAAAUGGCAUUCGAAAUCAAAAUCCAAGCCUUUCCUCGCCGCGCCAUUGCUUCCACAUUCUACCUUCUUUACGAUUUUUUCUUGGUAUACUCUCUGGUGUUGAAUACCUCCAUUCAAAAGGCAUUGUACACCGUGAUCUAAAACCGGCCAACAUAUUUCUAUCGUCGCGCGAAAAUGAAAAGGGUGCCUGCCAUUCAUGCCGGCAAAACAAUGGGCACAUUGUAAAUAUGUAUCGGCCGCGCAUUGGAGACUUUGGCUUGGUCGCAGAUAUUUCACAUUGCACCGAGCCACAGUUUUCGCAUGCCACAACUGUUCAGGACAAUUCUAGACGUUUUCGUCAUGUUGGCACUGAAUUCUACUGCCCACGCAAAUCGCAACUUAACUCGACUUCCACACAACAACAUGCAAGAGACGAGGAUACCAUCAAUGAAAAGUUGGACGUUUUUGCACUUGGCGUUAUCUUGUUUGAGCUUACAUAUCGUCUCGACACUAGGAUGGAGCGGCAAUUGGUCCUUUCUGGACUCACCCGCGGUGGUUUGCAGGACGGUGUGAAGAUCCCUCGUGACUUUGAGAACAAGGUUGAUUGUGGGAAUACCACACUUUCCAACGGCAUGUCUGUUGGCCAAUCGCUAUCGCAAUGCAUAGAGAGCAUGCUUCACCCGGAUUCACGGGCUAGAUUUGGUUGCAAGGACGUUCGUAAGUAUUUGCAGCAGCUGAUUUUGAUGGUUGAGGAAUCGUCUCGGUGGUAG
This is a messenger RNA of Talaromyces rugulosus, 2280 nucleotides long. RefSeq lists its product as uncharacterized. Gene Ontology annotation, biological process: protein phosphorylation. The transcript has a single exon. Lineage: Eukaryota; Fungi; Ascomycota; Eurotiomycetes; Eurotiales; Trichocomaceae. Gene Ontology annotation, molecular function: ATP binding; protein kinase activity. The coding region runs from base 1 to 2280 and encodes 759 amino acids. The record is from RefSeq and is a predicted model, not a curated record.